AUUAACUAGUUCCACACGGCCACGGGACAGGUACGGCGGGCAGUUUAAACCGCCGGAUGUGAUGCAGAGGACAAAGCCGUUCAGGCGUUGUUUCGUUUAGACUUCAGGAUAUAAACGAAGAUUCCUGGGGUCGACUAAGCUGCAAAUUAAAUUUUCCACAUUUACGACUAACCCUAACCUGCAUUUGCAUUUGCUCUAACGUUUUAAAUCUCUCUUCAAUGGGCGUGUCUACGUUGUGAUGGGGACGAAGCUAGCGGCUAACGGAGCUGCUACCUGCCUUUUGGGAAACGUCCGCUGGCACAUUUAAAGAAAAUGAAGAGAAAAGUGGCCAAAUUAAGACUAAGCCCCAACGAGGAGGCUCGGAUAAUUAGAGAGGAGCAUGAGAGGCGGAGGAAACUGCGAAUACAGCAGGUGCGGGAGCAGCAGCGGCACAUUGCGCUGCAUGUCCGGCAGGCUGUUGAGCAGAGGCGGCAGCGUGAGCUGGAGCUGCUGGGGGAGGAGCUGAGGCUGGACUGGGAGAGACAGAAGAGGGAGAAAGUCGAGACGCUGCAGAAGUUGUACCAGGAGAGCCUGCAGCUUCUCGGGGAGGGACACAGAGGCGCAAAAGAAAACGAACCCGACUUGGCAGCCAGAGCUCAGAGGGAGGAAGACAACCACGCCAAAGCAGAGCAGCGUUAUCGAGAAGCCCUGAAGGAGCUGAAAUCUCAGAGGCUUAAAGACAAUGAGAGGCAAAGCCAAUCCGUCACUGCCAGGAAGAAGGCACUUCAGGCAGAGAAGGAAAGAUCGGCCAAAGUGGCCAGCCUCCCCCCACCUCCCUCUCACCCAAUUCAGAACAUUGAUUACAAGAAGCCUCAUGUCGUUAAGAAAUCUGACGUGGGCGCCUUCGCUACCACGCACUACCACAUGCUAGAAAGCGCAGUGGACAGGGAGGCAGACGCACAUCAGCUCAAUGCCCACAAGGAAGCUGAGCUGGAGGCGAGGAGACUGCAGGACUUGCAGAGGGAGGAAACGAGUAGGAGAGAGGAGCAGCUCGAGAAGGCUCGUCUCAGAGGGAAGCAGGCCCUGAGGAGGGAACAGCUCAUACAGGAUCGUGAGCGCCUGCUUGUUGAACUGGAGCACAUGCAGCAGACAGACCUGCUGAGGAGGAGACAGCAUGUGUCGCAGAUGCCUCCUCAGAUCUUCCAGCCUCUCUACAAGAGACAGGAGACGAGGGAGGACUUCCAGAGGGAGAUGGAGUUUGCCUUUGAGGACAUGUAUACGGGAGAGAGGAGGAUUAAAGGCGACCUGGUCGCCCAGCUGGCCCCCGAGCCCCUGCCAGCUCUGUCCACAGGCAGCCAGGACCAAGAGCUGGACGUCACACUGGAUGAAAUCACCACACCGAGAACAGAAAACACACCACAUGAUGCCGAGCGCGAACCUGCGUGCUCUGAGCAGGAAACAUCCUCUCCAGUGGAGCCUUCCCAACCUGCUCGUCGACGGGCGUUGAAGAAACUCCUUGAUCGCAUCAGGAGCCAGAAAAACCAGCGGACUGAACACAAAAGCCAUGUCCCUGCAGUCGACUCACCGACCGCCAUCACUGACCAGAUUCCAGAGCGCGACACGUCCAUCGAGACCGGCUCCCUGACCAGCGAGAUGAAGAACAAACUGACCCCCAUCAAGCUCCCUGAGCGUGUCCUCUCACAACCAGCAUUGGAGACGAAGGAGCACUCAACUGCAACAGAUACUAGACUUCCUGACGCACUAACAAGAAGAAUCCAAGAAUUCGAAGAAGAACGAAAGAAAAGGGAGGAGGAGCUUGAGAGGGAGAAGCAGCAGCAGGUGGUUUUGCUCCGGGAGCUGGAAGAGCAGAAGUCCAAACUGGAGCAGAUGCUGCUCGAGGCUCAGCAGGAGAGAGAACAUCUGAAGGCUGCUCUGACCCAGGAAGUGACUAUUGACCAAACAGACCUGGACCAGGAUCAGGAAGUCACCUCGGUCACCCCUGGUACAGCCGCUGAGCCGGAGCCCCCUGCAGGUGAGGACGACCACACCCAGAGGAUCAGAGAAUACCAACAACGGCUCCUUGAACAAAACAGAAUCCACCACAGAUCAGUGGAAGUGGCUCGCCAGCGCCUUGAGGAAUACCAGCGAGCUCUGCGAAUCCGCUACAACGGGAGCCCCACGUCAUUGCUGCCGGCUGUCAUACCUCCGGACUUCCGUCAGCCAUCUCUUCCAACACCUCUACUACUCCCUACAAUUCCCGCAGUGCCAUCAUACAUUCAUGCCAAACCACAAACCUUCAUGGAUGUUCCCACUAGAGAGUCUGCCAUGCCGGCCUCACCUCCUCAUCUUCCCGGCUCCAGUUUGCGCGCCGGCACCAAGCUCCUGCCGGAUGAAGUGGAAUCCAGUUUGAACGGUUUCAGGACCCAGAGAGCAGACGUACCUGCCUGGCUGACUGACGGCAUAAUGGAGAGAGUAACAGAGCACCUUCCAGAGAGAGUGAGACCCUGUUCACUCACUACAGAGCCACUGCCUCGCAAACUGUUCACAACACAUCACCCGCCCACCAUCCCACUCCGGCCGUCCUCUGAUCCCCUCCAAGCCGUUACCCCGAGCCUCACGGACAGCCCGCCUCCGGUUCCAGGCCAUGCUGCGGUUAAUAUGGCAAUCUUGCUGCACGCCCCCGUGCAGAUGGAUAGCUCCCGAGGGGAGGAAGUGGAGAGGCAGAGGCGAGAGCUGCUGGAGGUCCAGAGACGUGUGCUUGAGCAGAGGGAUGCGGUGGCGCUGCAACAGAGGCAGCGAGAAGAGGAGAGGCAGAGACGGGAAGUAGAGCUGGAGCAGAUGAGGCAGCAAAAGGAGACCUUGCAGGCUCUGAUUCAUACUGACACACAACCAGUUCCAGAGGCUGCCAGUGACGUGCUGGUUUCAGAGACCAUCGGUCAGACUCGCCGCAGAUUACUUGCGUCCCUGUUGGCUGCUAUAGAGGAGUCUAACGGAGCAGAAGAGGAAGAUGGCUCCCCUCAACAAUCACUGUCCAGCAGUGAUGAAACAGAUCCCAUCGCUCAGACGGGUUCUCCUGCUGGACAUGCCCCAGUGUCCCCAGUUUUCUUCCCGGGACUUCUCCCCCCUCCUGCUCGAGCAGCGAAGCCCCCGGUGACCCGUGUCCGGCUGGGAAUCAUGGAGAUGACGGAACAACACGAGCUCAGCGCUAUUCAAGAGGUUGCGACGCCAGUCGACACCAGCCAUGCCACAGGCCAGGAAUAUAGCGCGAAGAUUCCUUCGCACCCCGUAAACUGGGAUCUGCCGGAGGAAUCCGAUUCGUCGUUGGCUUCUGACGGUACUCUGCAGACGCCGUCUGUGUCCGGCAGUGUGAAGCGGACUGCAGAAAGACCAAGCAGCUCUGGGUCAAGCUCAAGGGGGUCCAGCCAUCUCAUCUGGAGAGAGAGACUACUGAUGGGGGCGGGAACAUCUCCAGAAUCCUCUGAGUCCUUAUCGGGCCUGAGAAGAAUCUCAGCACUUUCCUCCGACUCUGGGAGAGGAGCUGACUACUCGGGUCCAGCAGUCACGAGCUACCGAUCCCCCACAGAGUCUCCACAUGGGCCUCCGGACUCUGACUGCCUCUCGUCCACCACCAUCUCCACCGGCAGCUACAUCACCACUGAUCCUGAGCAGAACUUGAACACUGAUAAAUCACCACGCGUCAGACUUUUUGAGGACAAGGGACAAGAAAUCCUCUCUCCCUCUUUCAUUAAGGACACCUCGGCGGCAGGUCGUCCUGGCGUGGCCGUAGAAUCUGUGUUUAACGACAGCAGCAUCCAGCGCAUCAUAGACCGAUACACGAGGGAGCUGAACAUCUCCCUCGGCACCGUCCGGAAAACCCCAGAAAGCGAAAGCUCUUUUGUGGAGGAGCCUGGAUCUUUGGUUAGAGCCCCGGAGGCGAGGGGGCAGGACGAAGGCUCCUCGGGACGUUGGACUCUUCCCUCAGACACGGCUGUGACACGGACUCAAAGCAGCCUGGAAAGGGAAGUUACAGUCAAAACAAACCUGGAGCCCUCCUCAUGCUACCCCCCAGCACAGGCGGAGGACUCUUUCCGGCCUCUGAUUGGCCAGCUGACAGAACAGUCAUCCUGUCUUGCCGCCGGCCAGAGGUACUCAGCCAUGGAGCAACUGGUCGGUCAACCGUCGGCUCACUCGUCCAUGAUUGGCCAGCCUGCGGGUCUGCGAGUUUCGGUGAGCUCGGAUCACGGUGGGUGGGAUUCCACCCUGAGUCGGCUGAUGGGCCGAAUCUCACACCAGCCCAGCUCCGAUUUGCUGAGCGGUGGGCGGGACUGCUGUGAAAGUGGGCUGAUGGGUCAGAUCUUGCCGGAGGAGUUGACCACGUGGUUGGAUGAGGGUCAGGAGGGAAGCCGGAUGAGACCGCUGGUUGGGGAGUCGGAUAACGAACAGCACAGUGGAGUCUCAGGCGACCGAACACACAGGGACCUCCGUGUCUCGGCUGAGGCUGGUCUGUCGUCGUCCCCAGCGCUGUCUCCUGAAGCUUUGUCACACGGCGCCACCGUCCCGGGUGUGAGUCCCCGUCCACAGGACCAGACCAGUCUACUGGACCUGGGCCCAGAGAGAACUGAAGGUUUUCCAGGCUCCGACUCGUUCCACCCGCUCCUGGCUGAGUCCACCCACAAUGAGACAGUCGACCCCUCCAUGACCUUUCACAUGCUCGGACACACAGUGCCCAACUCGCCUGGAGGACGGCAAGCCAGCGGGGAAGGCAGCGUUUCCCCACCUUCUGAAAUCCACGCUGAUCUUUCUGUCGAGUCUGUACCGUCACCCGAGUGCCUGCGCACAGAGAUGCCUGCCUCACAGGAAUCUGUCCUCAUGUCGGAAGACACCACGAGGACAGACGUGGAGCUCACGGCUCUGGGUCUGUCAAAUGUAACCCUGUGUGAUGAUGCGACUGCUGCAGACCUACAGCAGCCAGCAGGACGGGCUGCACACUGGAACUGCAUUUUUGAACAGCCGAGAGAUUUUGUCCCGUUCGGUGACCUCUGUCCCAAAGAACUGACGACCGAGCAAGGGUCGAGCCUGAGGAAGGAUGCUCUGCUCACAGAUAAGAUAUUGGAAGCAGCCAGUGAGAAGGGGAUACUGGAGCAGUCCCAGAUAACACUAGUGAGCCUGACGGACACCACGCUGCAGGACCUGGAGACGACCGCCACGGAGGAAGAGUGUGUUUGGGAAGACGAGCAUCCAGAUGAGGGGGGACAGAAAGGCCAAGAGGUGGAGGGGGCAGACUCUACACUGUCACCAGAGGAAAUGACGGAGGACCAGGACCACACUCAUCGAGUGAUGUUCCUGGAGGUUCAGUGGGGUCCGAGCCAAGGCCUUCAGGACGUCAACGAGCAGAAGCGCAGGUCUCUGCUCCAGAGAUCAUCUCGCAGGGUGGAAGUCAUCAAGGCCAAAGUGGCUCUGGAAAAGAAUCAAUCUGAAUCUAAAGCUGAGGCGUCUCAGCCAGUCACCCGUAAGACAAAGAUGAAAUCAGAACUUCAGCCUAAGACUAACAACAAGUCCGAGAAGGGAGAAGCUGAGCAGCCUGGCUUCUUCCAGCAGAAGUGCCAACUUCCUCCUCCACAGAGCGAUUUCAGGCAGAGAAAUAUGGACGAGUCGAAGAUCUACACACCUGAGCAAAGGAAACGGGAAGUUUCGGUGAUGUACAAGAGAACUCGCAGACUGUACGAACAGCUGGAGGAGGUGAAGCAUCAGAAAUCAAUCCGGAGCAGACAGGAAGCUUGUGCAGAAAACAGACUGAAGGCCAAAGAGUUCCACAAGAAAACAUUACAGAAGCUUCGUGCCAAGCAGAAGUGACUGAAUUUGAAUGUGUUUCUAGUUUUACCUUUUUGUAUAGUUUUAUCAAUAAAGUAUUUAAGUUAUUUA
This is a messenger RNA of Scophthalmus maximus (turbot), 5901 nucleotides long. It is a transcript of the gene cep295, whose product is annotated as centrosomal protein 295. The record is from RefSeq and is a predicted model, not a curated record. Gene Ontology annotation, cellular component: centriole; centrosome; cytosol. NCBI's taxonomy places the organism in Eukaryota, Metazoa, Chordata, Actinopteri, Pleuronectiformes, Scophthalmidae. The coding region runs from base 313 to 5832 and encodes 1839 amino acids. The transcript has 29 exons. Gene Ontology annotation, biological process: regulation of centriole replication.